Podarcis muralis (Common wall lizard) is the source of this 5362-nucleotide messenger RNA. It is a transcript of the gene SLC39A14, whose product is annotated as solute carrier family 39 member 14. Gene Ontology annotation, biological process: zinc ion import across plasma membrane; intracellular monoatomic cation homeostasis. Gene Ontology annotation, cellular component: plasma membrane. Gene Ontology annotation, molecular function: zinc ion transmembrane transporter activity; monoatomic cation:bicarbonate symporter activity. Lineage: Eukaryota; Metazoa; Chordata; Lepidosauria; Squamata; Lacertidae. The record is from RefSeq and is a predicted model, not a curated record.
GGCCCGUCAGUCUCUCCUGCCGCCCGUCAGGCGCCGCUUCUUCACCGCGCGGCCUUCGCUGAGGGAGCCGAGCGGCCGGCGGGACACGCGUCGAGGGCUGGCCGUGCUGCGGGGACGUGACACGCGUCGUGAGAAUUUUUGCCAUGUUUUGGAAUGUGGGUCCUUGGAAAUGUGUCUUGCCCCUACAGCUUUGCCUGCUGGGUUUUGCAUGCUCUGUGUGGGCUAGCUCAGGAGCCUUGCCACAGACUUCUAUCACAGCAGAUUCCUUCCUGCAAGACCUCUUCCUCCGGUAUGGCAAACAUGACAAGCUCACUUUGCAGCAGCUCAAGUCCCUGUUGAAUCGCCUUGAUGUGGGAGUUGGAAGGAACAACAUUAGUCGCACAGAGCAACAGCGUAGAAACAUCUCCUGGUGCUUCAGUUCCUCAGAGCUCUUUUCAACCCACAAUCUGAGUGAAGACUCCAGCCUUGGCAAGAGUGAAUUCCGAGAGUUCUGCCCAACCAUCCUGCAGCAGCUGGAGUCAAGGGCGUGCACGUCUGAGAACCUGGAAAAUGAGGAAGAUGAGAGGACAGAGGAGGGGAAGCCCAGUUCCUCAGAAGUCUGGGGCUUUGGAUUUCUCAGUGUUUCACUGAUUAACCUGGCCUCCCUACUUGGCGUCUUCAUCGUGCCCUGCACCAAGAAGGUCUUUUUCGCCCGAAUCCUAACGUAUUUCAUCGCGCUCUCCAUCGGGACAUUGUUCUCUAACGCACUGUUCCAGCUGAUCCCAGAGGCCUUUGGAUUCAAUCCUCGGGAAGAUGAUUAUGUCUCCAAAUCUGCUGUUGUCUUUGGGGGCUUUUACUUGUUCUUUUUCACAGAGAAAAUAUUGAAGAUGCUUCUCAAGCAGAAAGACACGAGUCAUCAUGGGCACAGCCACUACAGCACUGAGACCCUUCCUUCCAAGAAAGACCAAGAGGAGGGGGUCACUGAAAAACUGCAGAAUGGUGACUUGGAUCACAUAAUCCCUAACAAGAAUAGUGACCUGGAAUGCAAGAAUCCAUCUGUUGAUGAGAAGAUUGUUGGCUCCUUGUCUGUUCAGGACCUCCAGGCUUCUCAAAGCACUUGCUAUUGGCUGAAGGGCGUGCGCUACUCUGACAUUGGCACCUUGGCUUGGAUGAUCACCCUGAGUGAUGGCCUCCACAAUUUCAUUGAUGGCUUGGCCAUUGGUGCCUCCUUCACUGUGUCCGUCUUUCAGGGGAUCAGCACUUCUGUGGCCAUUCUCUGUGAAGAAUUUCCUCAUGAGCUAGGUGACUUUGUCAUUCUGCUGAAUUCUGGAAUGUCCAUCCAGCAAGCGCUGUUCUUCAACUUCAUCUCUGCUUGCUGCUGCUAUGUGGGACUAGCCUUUGGGAUAUUGGCGGGCAGCCACUUCUCUGCCAACUGGAUCUUUGCUUUAGCUGGUGGAAUGUUUCUCUACAUUGCAUUGGCUGAUAUGUUCCCAGAGAUGAAUGAAGUCAGCCGAGAGGAUGAAAGGAGUGGUGGUGCUCUGAUUGCCUUUGCCAUCCAGAACGCAGGACUGCUGACAGGAUUCACCAUCAUGGUGCUGCUUACCAUGUACUCGGGUCAAAUCCAGCUUGGAUAGAGACAUGCAUCUUACUAAUGGAAGGUGUAUGGACUGUGUAAAGCACAGAAUCUUCUCCAAAAAUUACAAAAAGAGGCACUUUGAUUAAGCCUGCUUCAUGGAUUCCUUCCUGGUUGACUUGCAGUGACUGAUGAAACUCCCCACUGUUGGGUUAAGUGACCUAAGGACCACUUUAUUGUGCCGCAACAGCAUUCCCUCCUUCAUCUUCUGAAGAACUCUGGAGGUGGAGGAAAGAUUCUAGCUUCUUUUUACCUCCUUAGGGGACUCAACCAGAGGGGUUCAAAUACCCCAUCAUUCUUGGGCUGACAACAGACUGCUGUGUACACAGGUCUGUGGCAGUGUGGUUUUGAUAGCAGAGAGCUCUUCCCACCUCCACAUGCCCAAAUUGUUUGAAGUUAGUAGAUUAGAGUUUUAAAUGGAGUAUUAUUGAUGCUUAGUCAAUUGGUUAGUUGGUUAGGUUUAAAAGAUUGCUCAAUUUUAAAAAGGGUAAUAUGGCUCCAGACUUCAGAUAAAAUACAUAAUACAAGAACUUACAAAAAUAAUGGGUGACAGGUAUCCUCUUAGAGAAGGCAUUUGAGAGAGAGCGAGAGGGAGGGAGAGAAUGUGCUUGCCAUGGAGCGUGCAUGUAUGAUCUAAACAUGUAAGAAUAUUUUUAUUCUAAAAUACUAUGCUUCAUACAAAUUAUGCAAUAUGAGUAAGGUUUGUAUGACUGACCUUAGAUUUCUUUAAUCAGGUAGCAGCGUUAGUUGUAAACUGUUAGGGACAUAUGAAUGACUGUCCCCCUGGUUUAGGAGUCCUUCUUAACUCCCUCCGCUAUGUUUUUAAGAGUGCCCCUUUUCCUUGGACACUGUGGGGCAAGAUCAACCUUCCUCUUAAUCUAUUCUGUCUUCCUUUUGUUAGCCCACUGAGUUCCUUCUCUUGAAGGUGAGCUUCUGCAGGGCAAGUGUGGCCGGGGUGAGUGCAUUUAUGGCCAGCAAUGACUGAGACAUAAAGCAGUUGAUUUGCAUCCUCUGGUUGAUGUGAAGGCCUUGGAGCAGUCUAUGAAAGUGAAGCCCAGAUUUGGAGAGGGGGUCUUAGGGAGGUUUCCUCCAUGAUUAGACUUUCCCAGAGUCACUAGGUGAACCAAAGUAUGAUUAUCAUAUUGAUAAUAUCAAGUCCUUCAGCUUAAGUGUAGUAAAUUUUCCACCUCACAAAUUCUCUUUGAGAAUUUGUGAGUGUCUGAUCACCAAAAGGAAAGCCUCGUUCUUUAGCAGAGAACAGCCAUUCCUUGGUGUGACUCCUAGAGUUUUUAAUCUUUUGGGGCAAUGCCUCUGUAUCACCCUGUCUUGAUGCGUAACGGAAUGAAUGUUGUCCUCUCUCUUUUCCUCUGAAAGGGGUUUGAGAUGCAGAAAACAGUUGGAUCACUUCCAAUAUGUUCCCCUAUUAUGGAAAGGCUGUAUUGGGGCUGGAUUCCACACCCACCAGGCCCAAUAUAUUGUGGUGCUUGGGGUGGCAAAUCCAAAUUCCUCUUCCCUGGCAGCCACAGGAAUGUCCUUCUGCACAAAUGAUUGGAAGCUUCUCAAGAGCCCUUAAUAUGAUGCUCAAAUUUGCUUACAUGCUUUCUCUCAUUGUAAGGCUACCUCUUCCUUCUUACCCAUGAAUCAAGAAACUGAAACACCUUUAUACUAUUCUGAGGUCUAAUGAACUCCUCCUCUUUCCAAGUAAAAUGCAAAUUGAUUAGAAGAUAGUAAGCGUUGCCAAUAGUCAUGCAAGAUUGGGACAUGAUCCAUGGGUAGAAUAUAGCUUUUGCAUUUCCAGUAAGGGGUGGGUUUACUAUGCCAACCAGGCUUGGCAGUUCUAACCGGCAGGCAGAAUAAUUUGCACUGUCAUUGGGCAGAGGGGGGAAGUGACUGCUGAGGAUGUCUCUCCCCCCACCCCCGGCCUUUUGAACGCUCGGCUGUGAUGAGGGCUCAAACACCCACCAUGUUUUGAAGGCUGCUUCUUAGGGCUUAAUAGCUCUUGGUUUGUUGUUUGUGCCAAUGAGCUUGGAGAAGAGGGGUAGAUUCCCUCUUUCUGUUAUAGGGCUCUUAAGGCCCACAUGGGUGGGGCAGGGGAAAAAUGGGACUGAUGUUAGAAACACCAUAAGCAAGCUCAGCCCCCCUGAAAACAUUAUAAUACUAUGGAUUUUGAUGUUUUUUGCAGUACUUUUUUGUGAUUCUGCAAAUGUAACUAUUGGUUAAAAUUGCUGUUCAAACUUGGAGCAUGCCUAAAAGUUGAGGCCCAUGAUAGCACAAUGUGGAGAGCAUUUGCUGGGGCAUUGCUUAUUGUCAUAGUUAGGGGGGCACCAAUUUGAGUUUCCCCAUGGAGUUCUAUUGCAUAAUGCUGCAUUAGCUUUUAGAGGCAUUGUGUAUUCAUUUUUUUAUUAGAACAACUGUCCGUAAUAUAAUAAUGAGUUACACUUUCCUGCACAAAGAAAGUAAUGUUUACUACUCUGCUGUGACACUUGUGGAUAUUUUGAAAAAAAUAGAUGUAGAACAGAACUUUACAAUAUACCUGCAUGAUCAAAUAGUCAUUAUGUCUUGAACCAUCUUGCGUUGCUAAAAGGCAUUAGUAGCAACAUUUCAUUCAACAAUCCAUUAGUUCCAUUUAAUUCAAUAAUCACCAUUUCCCCCUUAUUGCUGCCACAUUAUUAUUUCUAAGGCACCUUAUAUAUAUUUAUGAUUGUUAUAGGAUAAAAUCUUUUUGAUCAUCACUUUUUAGUUUUGACUUGUCUGUGUGAGUCACUGUGAACAGGGAAACGCUCAUUCAAACCUCCUGGUGGGGUUUGACUCCUCCCCUCCGUGGUACAUUAAAAAAAAUCAGACCAAAAUGAAGGUCUCCCUUUGUUCCUUAAAAAGUCAGAAAUGAAUUGCCCAGUACCCACUUUACAGUCCCCUAUUUUCUUACUUGACAGCAAAUUUAUGAGGUCUGAAGUGAUCAUUCCAACAUCUUUCUUCAUGGUUUUCAUCCAGGAAUUAACUGCUUUGAACAAAUACAACAGUUUUUUUCAGACUAGUAGCAGGGAGGUGAUUUUCUAGCCAUUAAGAUAGUUUUGGCAUCCCUAAAUGCAAUAGUAUGUAUGUUAAGGUUCCUCCCGAGAUCAGUCCAGUAUUUAAUCUGGAUAGGAUCUCUGUCCAGUAUCUUCAUCUCAACAAUAAUAGAUCCCCCUUUGCAGCAACUUUUCGCUGUUUAAUUCAGUUGUUUCUGUAGCCUCUAGCCUACUUUCUGUGUGGAGCUAAUUAAAUUCAUUUUGUAGCAAAGGGGUGUUGGUCUACUCUUGACAGCUGGAACAGUAUAUGAAAGUAAUUAUGAGAUCAUGUGCAGCUGGAUCCUCAGAAGUUGGUCCUCCUGAGUUCAGUAGGGCCUGCUCUCAGGGAAGUGUGUGUAGAACUGCAGCCUUAACUCCUACGGACCUUAAGGAGGCUGUGGAUGCCAUUAUUGUACAUGUAAUUUUGAAGAAUGGAAAGAGAAGGUACCAUGUCUGUAGGUUAUGCCAGAAUAAUUUGACCUUUGAGGGGAAAGGUUUUGAGAGGAGAGAAAGCAAAACUGACCAAACUUCAAUUUGUAUUUGUUUCUUUAAUGUGCUUGGUUUUCUAACAUAAUUUUCCCAUCUCAGUAUUUGAAUAACUCAGGAGUUGUAAGAAAGUUUGUGGAAACAAAGAACAUAACUUAUGACACAUGACUUGUAAAGUUAUUUGUAAAUUCCAUAAAUAAACUAUAUUCUGUAAUGA